GGAAGUCCCAGCCUUCUUCGGGGACAGCAGCUGGGAAGGCAAAUGAUCCGGAGAAGCAGGGGCCUCGACGCCAUCUCUACACAGGUUGAUCACCCUCUCUCAUACAUCGAUAACCUGAUCACCGGGCUCAAAAUGGUAAAGCUAAUGUAAAGGCGUUAGAAAAAUCGAGAGUCUCCAUGAGCGAUGCCUUGAGUGCAGACUUGGUGUCGGGCUCUAUUGAUGCCUCAUUGGCAGAGAUCGAAACAAGAUCCCGGGAUACGAAAAGCCCCUCACAGGGAGAUAUUGUAGUCGGACCAUUUGCUGUGCUGGACUUCAGCCUUACCGAUCCCAAAUCUGCAAGUCGAGCUCAUCCCACUGACGAGACUACGGUCGCAAAUGAUGUGAUUCUACCGUCGGGGGAUACCCUGCCAGAAGGCGCUUCCGGAGUCAGUCCGGCUCUGUCGCAAGAAUCGAUCGCCUACAUGAACGACUUGCUGCAGUGGUCAGAUAUCCUUAGCUUGGAUCCUCAGUUGCAGAGUGCUACACUAUCUGGCACAUUCGACCUGGGCGAUUGGUUGCCCCUGGAUUUGGGGACACAAGCCCCUAUUCUGGAACAUAAUCUCCUUGGCGAAGCUCCUAGUCUGAUGGAUGAUGCAGCUGCUCUCUACAAUUGUGGCCCUGGGCAAGACAAUGCCUCCAAGAUGAUGCCGUCGGUUGAUAGCAAUCCACCUGAUGUACUAGCGGAUGCUCAUUUCCUACUACGACAUUUCCAGGAUCAUGUCAUUUCGCGUAUGAUGGCCGUUCCCCUAGACCAGAAGUCACCUUGGAAGAUACUCAAUGUGCCGUCUGUUGUUGUAACAUAUAGCGACAUCACUUUUCUGGGUUCGCAAAACAUCACUCAUGCUCGAUUAGCCAAUUUGUACUGCCUCUUAGCCUGUUCAGCCCUCCAUUUAACGGUAAACCCUUCCAUGAGGACCUCGGACUCAACAGAACGAUGGAAGCCGGUGGCGGAAUAUGCUUACCAUCUAGCAAAAGACCACAUGCAGAUGUCUUUGAAGCAUGAAACGCAAGAGCCAAAGAAGGCCAAAUACAAGGACCAACUAAUGGCAAUCUGCGCCUUGACUGAAUUUGCUAUCCUAAGUAGUCAGCAGCAGGAUGCAAGAUGCUACAUGAUCGAUGCUGAGCGGCUGCUCCGCCUCCGAGGGUUGCCUAAACAACGGAUUUCUCAAAAAGCUCGCCUCCUACACCACACAUAUACGUGGCUACGAAUUGUAGGUGAGAGCACCUACGCUUUGCACAACUACACGCCCUCGGAUACCUUUAUGGAGGCUCUCAAAUAUCGGUUUCGGUACCAGAAAGUCGAAAAUACUCAGGCAGCUGGGUACCGAACAUCACGCUUGGACGACUUUUUGCGCCUCGAUCGGCGCCCGUCCGAUAGCGACCUGGACAUUGAUGAGCCGAAGGAGGACGACGUUGGCCUAUAUGAUAUUCAUUUGCAGGAUUCGCGGAAGUAUCCUGCCACACUAUAUAGCCAGAUUUACGGGGUAUCGGAGACAUGGCUCAGCUUGGUAUCCCAAACAACACGCCUGGCCAACGUAAUGGAAACCUUUCGAGUUGCGCGCGAAAUGCGUCAAGGAAAUAAUGCAAGUCUCGAAGCAUGGGAAGCAUUGCAUCGGCGCAGUGCUCGUCUCGAGAGCAUGGUGUGCACAUUCGCGUCCAGGAGAACAGAGGACAACAUAUGCGAUUCGACCAACAUAUUGGCCAAGUCACAUGGAUGCCUUUUACAGGCUUUGAAUUCUGCGCUGGUUAUCUUCUUCUAUAGACGCAUCCGUCAGGUCCACCCGGCUAUUUUGGAGAGCCAGGUGGACAAGGUGAUCUCAUCGUUGAACGAGUUUGAUGUAGCACUAGUGGAAGCAGAUCACACCGGCCCAGGUACAGUCUGGCCUCUUUUCAUUGCUGGGUGCGAGGCGACGACGCCUGAAAGGCGGCAAUCGAUCACACUGCUGCUAGACAAAGGCGAAGCACGAUGUGGAUUUUCUGCCUAUCAUACUGUCCGGGACGUCAUGAACCAGGUAUGGGACAAACAAGAUGCGCACUUUACACGAAGCAGAGGAGAGGCUUUUCCGACCUGGCUUGAUGUUGUCAAAAGCAAGCAAAUAUGGCCCAUUCUAGCGUGAUGACCGCCGGGGUCUGUUACAAGGCGCUACAAGAAAUACGAUGA
Aspergillus welwitschiae is the source of this 2200-nucleotide messenger RNA. Its product is annotated as transcription factor domain-containing protein. Gene Ontology annotation, biological process: positive regulation of transcription by RNA polymerase II. The transcript is spliced from 2 exons. The record is from RefSeq and is a predicted model, not a curated record. NCBI's taxonomy places the organism in Eukaryota, Fungi, Ascomycota, Eurotiomycetes, Eurotiales, Aspergillaceae. Gene Ontology annotation, molecular function: transcription cis-regulatory region binding; DNA-binding transcription factor activity. Bases 177 to 2156 code for a protein of 659 amino acids. Gene Ontology annotation, cellular component: nucleus.